Molecule: messenger RNA, 5886 nt
Organism: Harpia harpyja (harpy eagle)
Lineage: Eukaryota; Metazoa; Chordata; Aves; Accipitriformes; Accipitridae
Product: zinc finger protein 501-like
Exons: 4
Coding region: 3377-4798 (473 amino acids)
Biological process (GO): regulation of transcription by RNA polymerase II
Cellular component (GO): nucleus
Molecular function (GO): RNA polymerase II transcription regulatory region sequence-specific DNA binding; DNA-binding transcription factor activity, RNA polymerase II-specific
Source: RefSeq, a predicted model, not a curated record
CCUCUGUGGAGGAGAAAAUGUACCUCUGUAGAGGCGGUGGGAUUCAGGAGCAGGCACUUAGCCACCCCCCUGGUCUGUGAGGUUAGCACUCACUGCACAAUCGCAUCUUUCCCACUCCCUACAAAGAUGAGCCCAAGAAAGGAAAGAAGCCUUCUCCUUUCCUUGUCAAGUCUCCCUAUAAGUCUCUUCUUUUGACUCCCAGUUGUCUUUCUCUUUACUUCCUUUCUCUUCUAGCCUGCAUGAAUCACCCUUUCUCCUGCAGUAACCUAGAUUGUCUCAACUUGGUUGGGAAUGAGAGCUGGAGAUGAGGGCUGAGAUGGUCCUCAAAGGUUCAUUUUCUUGAGGAAUACCUUCCUCAAAGUCUCCUUUUUGGCUGCAGGUGCCAUCUGUGUAAGCUAGUCAGCUUGGUGUGAGUGCCCCUGGAAGGUGGGCUGCCCAUGGCUCCCUUCUAUCUUCCCUGUGUUUUAGCCUCCUGUUUUCCCACUUCCUCAUUUUCAGGGCUCUCCCUUUUGCCUGUUACUUGUCCAGAGCACACCAUGGUCUUCAGGAAACAGCUAAAGAACUCACCUUAAUAAAAUACUUUUUCCUAGUACAGCGAUAAAAAGCAAAGGUGCAGAAGUCAGGGAAGAAAGGAGUUCCUGGCACUUCAGAGCAUAUAGGCCCUAGAAAGAGGCAAAUAAAGACACAGACUCAGUGAUAAACUCCAGUGCUGGGGUCCUACCAGCCCUCAGCAAUAACCUCACUGUCGAAUGACAUCCCUCCAUGAAAACCCCCAUGCCAUUUGGGUGCCUCCAUGAGCCUCAGUGAGAAACUCCACUGCUUCUUGGUCAUCUCCAUGACCCAAGGUGCAAGAGGAGGCUGGUCCCAGGGACACAUUUGGAUGCAAUCAAGUGUGAGAGAGGAUGCUCAUGACCAGAUGUCUUCUCCUCACUGCAGCAUCACUACCCAGCCCUCUCCCCCACCAGCUCAUGAGUCUCUGUCCCCUCCCAGCGAUCAGGUCCAGUGCUGUCUGUGCAGGACCCCCAUCCAUCUGCCUGCCCUUGGGAGUCACGGUCGGCUUUACCCUCAGGGAUGACUCCGUGGUUUUCGUACUCGUCCAGUCUCCGGACCAGGGGAUUCUGGCAGCCGUACAGUGCACGAAGAGCGCAGGCAGUGCUGGCACGGCGGGCGGUCCGGAGGGACCUGAAGAACUGGCGGUACUCCUGGUCGGAGAGUGGUGUUCCCAGUUGCUGCGCCUUCCCGCCCUGAGGGCCAGCUGUGCAGCCCCAACCCAAGAGCACUGGUAAAAAAUAAAAUGCAGGUAGUCAGGGGGAGAAGGAAAUGCUAACCAUGGCACACUCAGAAGAGCUGGAAGGCUGAACCCAGAUCUCUGUUGCCUUCUCUAGGUGCAGGAUCCAGUGCACGGGAAGUGCAGUAACGGGCUCAAGAUGGGAGAUCUAGACCUGGGGAAAACCUGCUCUGCCCAUGUUGAAAGGGGUGUAGUAUUUUGAGGACAGUACGUAGCUGAGGGACCUUCACCAAAACUCUGGAGAUUCAAAUCUUGAACUGGAAGAAAUGUCUUGGAAGUCAUGGCUGAAACUGGGAAUGUAGCUCUGCUGUCAGGGCUGGAGCAAGGAGACUGUUUCCUUUCAAGAUUUUAGCCUCUGCAAAUUCUCUUCCUCUGGGUAAGUGGGUCCAGACCCCUUGAGUUAAUGGAGCAUGCCCCAGUGGAUGUCUGUGUGCCCUUAAAUGGUCCAAGCAUUCAAUGAACCCUUAUGCAAAACUUAAAGCCAGUUCUUCCCUGUAAAGAACAUUAUGAAAGCUUGUGAGAUCAAACCUUUGGAGGUUCGAUGCGCCCAAAUAAAAGCCUCAUGUGCAAUCUUAAUUUCAUGUCCUCUCGCAUAUGCUUUUUAUACAUUCCUUAAGUUCACAGCAACCUACUCUCCUUUCCUAAAGACUUGGCAGCUCCUUCAGCGUAGAGACUGGACCUGCUGUGGCAGGGAAUCGGUUUCCCAGGUUAGGCACUUACUAUAUUCAGGACAUCUGCCUCAUUUCUCACAGCCUGGAAGGUGUAUGGAAGAACGAGUCAGGAAGAUGCUGGGAGGGCAAGGGUAGUUUUGUGGAUACUCUUCCAAGAAGUACGUUGUAUUCCUGGCUACACCACAGAGGCUCCAGUGUGAUGCUAGGCAAGUACCGGGUUUCUUAGUGUGUUAUUAGUGGCAUUUUCCUUACCUUGUGGGUUGCCGUUUAUAGGAAGGCUGAGCUCUCUUGCAGUUUUGGAGUCUGCCUGUGGUGUAUUUUGAAUGGCAAGUAAGUGCUACAUUAGCAUAUGUACUCUGAGAAGACAGGGCUGAGAUAUCUCAAACUGAGAUUCUAAAAGUAGCGGAUAUUUUUUACUUUAAUCCCUCUCUGCCCUCAUUUUGCCAUUUGCAAAAUCACUAUAAACCAAUUAAUAGCUGUGAAGCUCUAAAACAUAGAGUAUGUAAAAAGUUCAUGAGGAAAUGAGUCAUUUUGUCUAUAGCAGAGUUCAAAUGGGAUCAGUAAAUAAAUCAGAGAGUCAAGAACACUGAACAAUAAGGGUGGCAUAACAUACUGAAUAGCUGUUCAUUAGAAAGGCAGUGUCCAUACAGGGACUAAAGAAGCCAAAACCCAUGUGAAAACACUGAAGCCAGAUAAUUAAAGAGCUGGGUUACUACGUCACUGCACAGGGGGAACAAAUCUAAGGUUGCAAAAUGACUGGGAUUCAGGCAUGCUCCAAGUUUGACUUUGCAACCGCUGCAAUAGUGUCUUAACCUAUGACAUCUUUUUUUUUUUUUAAUUUAGGUAAAAACAAACUUAAAACCUUCCUCAUGGCCUAUAUCUUAUCAACAUCUAUGCCAUCUUAUUAACCCCUAUGUGUCUGUAGGUGCAGUAGGUUCCAAUAAAAACCAUGUAACGUUCCCCCCGAGAGGACAGCGGAGUUUAUCAAGCACUUGGUGAGGCAGUAGGAGAGGACAGCACCACACUUUGCCAGCACUGCUACUAUGAUGGAUAUUACAUCUGUUUUCUUUCCUCUGAUCGGGACCUGCAGUCCCUGACUUGGCUUUAACCUCCUGGAUGGAGUGAAGAGAAACAGCUUUGUGGCCAGAAGCAGCUAAACACCGAGACAGUAGAGAUAUUGCUCACAAGCCCCGAGUGUUGUAAACAAAACGCUGGGAAUUGGUAUAACCAGUGUGGCCGUGUCUUCUAAAAACUGCAGAUCACCUGAAACAAAACCUGAGGGGUUUGUCCUGCUGCACUCACCUUAUAUUCUGACCUGCCACACGUAAGAGGAUGAUUUUAACUCUGUAAGCAGUGCCAUCCAGCUAAUCGGCUUACCUCACACUCCAGCAUCCAUUUCUGAGCAGGUGACAGGACCAUGGGCGACAGACAGAAGGGCAAGCUUCAUCAGGAAAGUCCUGUGAGAGCUGAACUGCAUCUGUUCCCCUCCAGAAAGUUCACGGAAGAUACCCUCCAGGGCACUGAUCAAAGACAGGACUGCAAGCAGGAGCUGGAGACAGAAAGUGAGGUGGAGACAUCUUUUGGAAAGAGGCGGGGAAUGAUAACUCCCUGUGGGAUGGAAGUCUGGGAGUGCGAGGACAGUGAUAGAGCCCACAUCAGCAAGGUUAUUCUUGCUGGGGACAAGCCAGACCCACCCAUGUGUGGUAACGGUGCCAUUUGGAUUCAGCAGGUGGGAGAGAAAACCUACGAGUGUCCUGAGUGUGGGAAGAGCUUCAGCCGGAGCUCAUACCUGAGCCAGCACCAGAGGAUCCACCUGGCAGAGAAACCCUUCAGCUGCUCCGAAUGUGGGAAAAGUUUCACCCGUAACUCAGACCUGAUCAAACACCAGCGGAUCCACACCGGCGAGAAGCCCUACCAGUGCAACGAGUGUGAGAAGACCUUCAGCCAGAGGUCCAAUGUGAUCAGGCACCAGAGGACCCACACGGGAGAGAGACACUACCAGUGCAACGAAUGUGGGAAGAGCUUCAGCCAGAACUCACAUCUCAUCGUCCACCAGCGAAGCCACAAGGGUGAGAAACCCUUUAAUUGCCCCCGGUGUGAGAAAAGCUUCAGCGACCGCUCCUCCCUGAUCAUACACCGGAGAGUCCACACCGGAGAGAAGCCCCACAAGUGCCAGGAGUGCGGGAAGCGUUUCCGGGACAGCUCGGCCAUCAUUCGGCAUCAGAGGAUCCACACGGGAGAGAAACCGUACGAGUGUACUGAGUGCGGGAAAACCUUCCGGCAGAGCUCCUCGCUGGUGACCCACAUGCGAACGCACACAGGCGAGAAGCCCUACAAGUGCCCCGUGUGUGGGAAGGGCUUUAGCCAGAGCUCAGCGCUCACCACUCAUCGCCGGAUCCACGGGGGGAAGGCCUUGCCUGUGUACCAUGGUGGCCUCCUGCCCAGCCCCUACCAGUGCACGGAGUGCGGCCGGAGGUGCAGCGACCGCUCCACUCUGGCCAAGCACCAGACCACGCACGCCGAGGAACGGCCCUACAUCUGCGUGGAGUGCGGGGACAGCUUCCGGCGGAGCUCGGCUCUCAACGUGCACCUGAGGAUCCACCGCGGGGAGAGACCCUACAAGUGCGAGGAGUGCGGAAAAAUGUUCAGGCACAGCUCAGCCCUCGGUGCCCACCUGAGGAUCCACGCAGGAGCCAAGCCCUACCAGUGCGGCGAGUGUGGGAAAAGCUUCCGGAAAAGCUCGACGCUUAAAGUGCAUUUGAAAAUCCAUGCGGCCAAGAAACCUUAUAAAUUUACUGUGGGUAGGAGAACGCUCACUUCCCGCUCACUCCUGCCAUAGGGCUGGAGCAGAUGUUCGGAGCAGGAAACAAAAGCAGUGUUUGGGGGUACCUGAAAAAGGUGGGUGAUGAGAACCAUGGUGGGAAGAGACUGACUGGAGACACGGUAACUCUGGUGUCGGGGCUGGGUGCUUAACCCCAGCGGCACAAAAACCAUUAGGAGGUCUGGAAGCAGGGAGUUAGUCCUAAGAGCCGAGUGCUGGUGGUUUAGGAAGAGUGCUGAGAACCUGAGGAACGGGCACCAGCUUCUGGGUAAGUCAGGGACUGUGAAUAUGCAGUAGAAUAACAACUGGGAGAAUCAGGCUUGUGAAAUAACUUUACAGGUAAAGUGAAGAUCAAAAUAAAAAGUUCCAGGUUGGUUAUGACUCAAAACUUUGGCCUGUUAGACACUGUAGUAGUCUUAGGAACUCUCUUUUUAUGAUCUUCCCUUAUUUUUCAUGCAGGUAGUAAGUUUACCCAGUGUUUAACAAGGUGCUUCCAAAUCUUUUGAGUCCAAGACUUUGGAGCUGAACUUCAAUCUAUUUGUCUUUUCUUCCUCUUUCCCAAAUCUUACAUGGGACAAUGAAUUCCUACCUCCGUAUGCAAAGCCCGAGUGACACGGUAGCAGAACUGUCGUGGCUGUUCCCAGAAAACAUGGAUGCGCAAGCAUUUCCAGUUGGAAUGCUGCCCCUUACUAGUCUGUGGCAGCUUCUCCCAAAUUUGUCCUUGCUGGUUUGAAAUACCUUCCAACUUGGGACAUCAACAAAACAUGGGCAAAAACGUGGCCUUACCUUAUUUAACCAAAAAAAAAUAUUCCCCCCUCCCCCCCGAUGUCCUAGUCUGAACUGGUACAUGACAGAAGUUCCUACUGGUGGUCCAGAGACUGUUUGCAAUUUUGUAGUCCUUUUUAUGAUAGAGUACUCUUCUUUAGCUCACUUUUGUUUGUAAAGUAUUAACGUACAAAGUUCAGCGUUAACAGUUAGGAAUUACUACAUUUGCAUUUAUUACUAUGCGAAUGACUGUGUAUUACCUGAACCUCCUCUAUAUUGCUAUGUUUUACGACUAGCUAUGUGUUUCCAUCCCAAAUAAACCCUUUUUUUUCUCCGCGUAA